Penicillium macrosclerotiorum is the source of this 309-nucleotide messenger RNA. RefSeq lists its product as uncharacterized. The transcript has a single exon. The record is from RefSeq and is a predicted model, not a curated record. Lineage: Eukaryota; Fungi; Ascomycota; Eurotiomycetes; Eurotiales; Aspergillaceae. Bases 1 to 309 code for a protein of 102 amino acids.
AUGAGUCACUACAGAAACUUCAAUCGCAAUCGUAAUCGUCAGGAUAUCGGCAACAGGAGUAUCUGGUCGUACGGGCUUUUUAGCAAGCUACGAGACCCCCUGACACUCAACCUGAGACUCCCUACAGGAACCUCCAGUACCCCGUCGGUGCCGUCGGUCCCAUCUGCGGCCCAUCCCUCCAAGCCUCGAAUUCCCGGUACCUCAUCGCGCAGUCCGAGCCCACUAGCCGCCACGAGGCAUCGGAAGUUGGCCCUGCAGACAGUCCCGACGGCCAAGUCUGGGUUCGACACCGAUUUUGAUGCAGAUUAA